AUGGUUGCCGCUGGUGCACAGCAAUCAAACUGGAGCGUCAAUAAAUACGAGAAAUGGAUUCUAUCCGUAACUGGAGGGAUCACCGACACCUGUCCUCUCGUGUUCGAGGUUCUGAGGGAGGCACCUUGCUCAGCCACUUUCCACAUAUUGCUGACCAUUAUUUCCAGCAUCGAGGAGCGAUCUGUCUCUAUAGACGCGAAGUGGAACUUCGAACGUGACUCUUGGUCAACUGGAAACUCUUUCCGAAUGGGCGACGUUAUUUCUUCUGCUGCAGGUUUUGUGAAGGACGGAGUGCUCAGAGGGGAGCUUAUGCUGCUGCCAGACUUUGAGCAGCAUGAAGCAUUAAAAGCGUUUCCGGCAGCUUUUUCAGACUUCCCACUCAAGUCUUGUGGGUUGUCUACUAAAAGCAUUAUAUCACUUGUCAGCGGAAGGGCAGUCAGUGAGAACAGGACUAGCUGGAGUAUGUUUUGCACAAACGGCUUGGAAAUAGAUCCUGUGGUUCAGUGUGUUGAGCGGAGGUGCAUCUUCUACAUGAAGCUUUUAGGCAUACAUGUUAUCCCAGACAACGAAAAACUUCAGAUGUGGGAAACUGCAGCAAGCGUGCAGCCACGGUGCUCAUAUGUGGAGAGCGGCGGAGAAACCUAUUUUCCGAAAGGAUUAUUGAUGCACAAAAGCAAUGGUUAUGAUGGUAUAUGCGGAAAUGGUUCCGGCAUUUCUAUAGCUCCGAAAAAGGGAAGGGCUUUGGUAUUUUUCAGCCGCCGACAUGAUGGAUCUGAAGAUCCUUGUAGUCUUCAUGGUGGAGCAAAGGGAAAGGGUCGCGGGGACGGCUUGUGGUGGGGGUUCCGGCGCGUGGGUACCCGCGACCUGCGCGUGCUGCUGAUCGCCAUGGCGACCGCCAUCCUCCUCAUCGCCACCUUUUCGCGACCGCACGCCAGUUGGGACGAGCGCGACCUGCAGGAGGAGGCGGGGGGCCUGCCGACGGACAUAGACCAGGACGCCGUGGCCGCCAUGGACGAGUGGGACGCCAUCGACCGCCUCCCCUGGCGCCGCCUGCCGCCGCCAUUACCCUCGCUGUCGCUGCAUGGCGCUGCGGACGCGUGUGCUGUGCCGCGGCCCGUGGUGCCGUGCCGCCUGCCCAAGGGGCAGCGCGUGGAGCUGGUAUUCGUCUCCGCCAUGUGGGAGCGCGAGGCGCAGACCAAGGAUGAGACAGAGACGAUGCUAAAGUCAUUGCUGUACGGCACGCGCUGCCCGCUGCACAUCCACUUCAUCAUCUCGGGCGAGCCAGAGCAAUCGGUGCUGCGCUCGCUCAUGGUCACGCUGCGAGCCACCGAGCUCAUCCCCAACCCCUCUCCCUACAUCUACCCCUCGCGCAACGGCGCUCGCAUCGGCCACCCCACUGCCAAAGACCUAGCAGCGCGGGGGUACAGCAACGGGGUGGCGAGCAGGCAGCGGGCGGCGGUGCUGUUCAGCAUGCACUACCUGCCCACGGACUAUGUGGUGGAGCGCGCCAAGGCGCUGCACCUGUGGCCGCUGGCGCACCAUGCGGGCGUGCCCGGCAUGAGCAAGUUCUUCAUGGCCGAGAUCCUCUGGCAGGUGCAGCGAGCCAUCUACCUGGACGUGGACAUGAUAGUGGCGGGCGACAUCCAGGACCUGUGGGACUUCUUCCUGUCCAUGGCGCACGACCCCGACCUGCUCUACUUCAUCAGCAACAACCACCCCGAGGGCGCCAACGCGCGCCGCCUCCUGCGCCCCUACUGCUCCUGCCAGAUGGUGCUGGACCUGCAGCGCAUGCGCGAGGCUAAUCUCACCCAGCUGUUCGUGGACACACUGGGUCCGCACAAGCCCAAGGAGCUAGCGGACUACGUGGAGGACGGCGACCAGUUCCUCUUCAUGUGGACGUGCAAGCAGAUGCCCACGCGCUGCCGCGUGCUGCCGCGCCUCUGGAACGUCUCCGGCUGCACCAAGCCACUGCCCUUCCUGGGAUUAACUUCAAGAGGGAGGGAGGCGAAUGGGAGCUGUUGGCGCAUUGUGCAUUUUAACUGCAUGGGGCAUAUGAGAGGGGGGCAGGGGAGCUAUGUUGUGCCUCCGGAGUGGGAGGAGGCGGCUUCAUGGACCAGGAGUUUGAGAUUGGAGAAACUGAGACGGCCACCAAUCGCGUAA
Messenger RNA from Closterium sp. Yama58-4, 2160 nucleotides. NCBI's taxonomy places the organism in Eukaryota, Viridiplantae, Streptophyta, Zygnematophyceae, Desmidiales, Closteriaceae. The record is from the annotation of a GenBank genome assembly.